This is a messenger RNA of Topomyia yanbarensis, 1907 nucleotides long. Its product is annotated as zinc finger protein OZF-like. The coding region runs from base 35 to 1483 and encodes 482 amino acids. The transcript is spliced from 5 exons. NCBI's taxonomy places the organism in Eukaryota, Metazoa, Arthropoda, Insecta, Diptera, Culicidae. Gene Ontology annotation, biological process: regulation of DNA-templated transcription. The record is from RefSeq and is a predicted model, not a curated record. Gene Ontology annotation, molecular function: RNA polymerase II cis-regulatory region sequence-specific DNA binding; DNA-binding transcription factor activity, RNA polymerase II-specific.
AGGAUUGCGCUUAAAUAGCUUUAAAACCAGCGAUAUGGACGAAUGCGCUAAGAGUACAAAACAAACAUUAGACAACUUAUCACAAGAAGGUGAAGCAACAAAUAUACCUCUUUUCAAGUGUCCUAAUACUGAGCAAACACCUAUCGAUUGUAAUCGCUCCAAUGCGCUUGAUCAAAGCGAUAAUAAGCAGAUAUCGUACCGCACGCAGGACGAUGUUCGGAAGAAUGCAUUUUCCAUCCCAACAAUCGAUGUCACCAAUCCAUACGGAUGCAAGCUUUGCGAAAAACGAUUCCCUGCCAAAAAGAACCUCAACGAACACAUGCAGACUCAUCCCGGCAAACGACCAUUCUGUUGCGAUAUCUGCGGAAAGACAUUUGCCAGACGAAGCGAUGGUACUAAACAUCGGUAUUUACACACCGGAGAGCGGUCGUUCAAGUGUAAAGUUUGCAGUAAAGGCUUCAUAACUAAAUAUAUGCUACUUAAACAUAUGCCUGUUCAUACGGGUGACUAUCGGCAGACGUGCGAUGUGUGCGGUAAAGGAUUCGAUUGCGUUUCCCGCAUGGAGCGACACAAGCGCAUUCAUAGUGGCGAUCACCCUUACAGCAAUAAAAAAUCGAAAAUUAACCAAGCAAAAUGCGACGUGCAGAGCAAUGGAAAUACAUUCAACAGCUCGAAGCGAGCCGCUUCCAUCGAAACCGUAGAUUCUAGGCGACUCCAUGAAUGCGAACUUUGCGGCAAACGAUACGUCGAGAAGUACUACCUCGUCAAACAUAUCCGUGCACAUCGCGGUGAAUUUACUUUUGGCGAAUGCGACGUGUGUGGCCAAGGAUUCAUGAGUAAAGCUACUCUAACGGCGCACAUGCGCAUUCACAGCGGUGAAAGGCCAUUCAAGUGCGAUAUCUGCGGUAAGACAUUCAUCAGAAGCUGUGCCGCUUCUCGCCAUCGGCGUACACACACCGGCGAACAUCCCCACAAGUGUGAUAUUUGUGGGAAAGGAUUCGAUUAUACUACCUUUUUGAAGAUCCAUAAGCGUACUCAUACCGGCGAGCGACCGUACACGUGUGAUAUCUGCGGGAAAGGAUUCGCUGCAAAACAUAAACUAACUAUUCACCUACGUACUCACACAGACACACAACCGCAUCGGUGUGAUAUUUGUGGAAAACAAUUCAACGAUAAUUACUUAUUCGGCCUACACAAAGGAACGCACAAGGGCAUCUACCCCUUCAAGUGUGACAUUUGUGACAAAGGAUUCCUGCAGAAGUCUCAUUUCACAGAGCACAUGCGCGUUCACAGUGGCGAGAGGCCGUUCAAGUGCGAUAUAUGCGGACAGGAUUUUGUGAUGUCCCGAGUACUUAAUCGGCAUAGGCGUUCUCAUGGUGCCGAGCAGUCUUGUAGUUGUGAAAUUUGCAACCAACGAUUCCUCACUCAGCAGGAACUGGACACGCAUACGAGUGAACAUGUCGGUGAGCAAGCACUCCGGUGAAAAAAAAUCUCAUGCUCCAAUCAACCAAAUGUGUGUGAAGUGUCAGGGGGUGUAUGAAGGGCGAAGUUAUUUCAUGAUUUCGUCGUAGAUUUAAUGAGAAAACUUUUAAAUAUAUUCAGUGGAAGAAUUAUUAUACAUUCAGUUAAAUUACAAAAUUAUAUUAUGGUUCAUUGAGGUAAUUAUUAUAAGCGUGCACGGCAUACCCGACAGAAGAAGGUGUGCGAUCAAAAACACUCACUUGACGACGAAAAAAUUUGACUGGCAACUAAGACCGGACGUGGGAAAAAACGUCAAAAGAAGGAAGCGCGCAGCUCGCGAGGGGAAUUCACGUUGUCGUCAUCGGCGCUUGUCGGACCUAUUUAACUGCGGGAAAAUCCGCAUUUUCAGCAUCUUUUUGACAAAGGGUGCCGUCAAUACCUGGUGG